GCACCAGAAGUGGUCUCCUUGUCACCUGGACACGUGGCAUGACGAGAGGAAUUUGGAGUAAUCGAGGAAUCGAGCUCCUAGACUCUGAACUGGUCGUCUGUCAAGCUGAAUUGGGUUUGCGUUGGACCCUUGGACCUCUGGCAUCGCUGGCUUUCUUCCUUGUGGCCCAAUUUGCCAUUUGA
Ilex paraguariensis (yerba mate) is the source of this 182-nucleotide messenger RNA. The record is from the annotation of a GenBank genome assembly. NCBI's taxonomy places the organism in Eukaryota, Viridiplantae, Streptophyta, Magnoliopsida, Aquifoliales, Aquifoliaceae.